Molecule: messenger RNA, 4004 nt
Organism: Anopheles gambiae (African malaria mosquito)
Lineage: Eukaryota; Metazoa; Arthropoda; Insecta; Diptera; Culicidae
Exons: 3
Coding region: 307-1263 (318 amino acids)
Source: RefSeq, a predicted model, not a curated record
AACGCACCGGUCUGUGAAUAUGAUGUUAAAGUUGUUCAAGAAAGCCAACAUAAAAGUUCCUGCUUCAGCAAAAACUUUACUCAGAACAAAACGAAAUCCUUCAUCUGAAAAAAAGAUAUUGGUGGCGGACAAUAUUGGUAUCGCGGUAUUGCAAAUGCAUUGCUAAAUUAUUUCCGAUUUAAAAAGCCUUUAUCAUCGCAUUUCACAUUGACGGUGUCUAUAGAUGGGUUGCCAUUGCAUAACAGUAGCAGCACUCAAUUCUGGCCAAUUUUAUUUAAAAUAAAAGAACUACCGGAAGCACUGGUAAUGAUAGCUGCUAUAUUUUGUGGUUUAAAAAAACCCGAGAGCGUCGAGGAGUAUCUUAAUCCUUUAGUGAAUGAAUUGAACCUCCUCCAUGAUAAUGGAAUCACAAUCAAAGGUUCGCAUAUCACCAUAAAGUUGGAGGCCAUCGUUGCUGAUACUCCUGCUAGGGCCUUUAUAAAAGGCGUUAAAGGUCAUACCGGUUACGCUUCAUGUUUGAAAUGCACUGCGAAAGGUGUUUAUAACAAGAAGUCAAAGACCAUGACGUUUCCUGGCAUCAACGCACCCCUAAGAACUCACAAAGGUUUCGAAGAAGACGAUUAUCCUGGACACCGUACUUCUUCAACUCCACUUUUGAACUUGGUGCAAUUAGACAUAAUACUGCAUAUCAUUGUGGGAGAUCCAGCUAUAGUGGUGUUAAAAGAUCAUCUUCCAGAAAACGUGUACGAACAUUUUAUUCUCUUGUUUUGUGGGGUGACACUGCUUUCAUCGCAAGCUUAUGAAGAAAAAUGGGCGCUAGCUGGACAACUACUGGAUAAAUUUGUUACCGAUUUUCCCAUAGUAUACGACGAACAAUAUAUGAGCAUCAACAUCCACAAUUUGCAACACGUAUAUGAAGAAGUGAAACGUUUUCGUUCUUUUUCGGCCAUUUCAACAUACCCAUUCGAGGCAAAAUUGCAUUUCUUGAAGCGCUUACUUCGCAGUGGAUGGAAGAGUCUAGAACAAGUUAUCAAGAGAAUAUCGGAGUUGGAAGAGUUUGAUAUGCCGAAAGAUUCCAACAUUAGCUAUCCUUCGAUAAUCGUCAAAGGGAAAAAGACAUCUGUUCAUGUUCGGAAAAGCUUUGUACUGCAAAAUAACGUAAAAAAACUGUUGGUUUCUUACGAUAGACAACAGCAUAAUGAAGUUUCACUCAGCAUCCUCAGAACCGGGAGAAGGAGGAAAAAUGUCAGUCAAAAGCAAUAAGCUGAAUAUAAAAGAGCUGGCAUUUGAGAAACCAUUCGCAUCAAGCGAAUUGUUUGUUUUUAAGGGAUAUACAGAUUCUCUUUCUGAUAUCGUUGAGGACAUUUCACUAGAUCAAAUAAGGUGUAAAUUUGUAGCAAUACCUACAAAACGCAACGAAGAAGUCAUUUUUGUUCCUCUUUUGCACACAUUAAUAUAAAAAUAUUAUGUGUGUUAGAAAACGAAGCGGAAAAAUAAUUUAAUGCCGAACACUUCGAUAGUUUUAGUUUUAAUCGUAAGAUGUUGCCAAAAAAUUGGUCUCUUUAUUCCGCUGGUUAUUUGGUAAUAAUCCCGCGGAUUGUCUUUCGAGCCCUUUUUAUGCUAUUUUGUUGCAUAUUCUCUCUCUUUCCCUUCUCUAUUUUCCUCUUUUCUCUCUUCCUAACGAUAAUAUUGACAGAUCGUUGGAACCAUCCUAAACUACUGUUAUAAGGUUCCAACAAUGGAACCUUACAACAGCAUGAUAGAAGGGUUCCAACGAACUGUCGACUUUAGCGUUAGGAAUUGUUUAGGAGAAAAAGAGAUAGGAAAAAAGGGAGAAAAAGCUGGGUGAAAAACGAUAAAACGGUCUCGAAAGACAAAUUCUGGCAUUAUCGUAAACGAACCGGCGGAAUAAACAGACUAAUUUUUUGGCAACAGCUAAGUAUAACAAAAAACCUUUAACGUGUUCGGCACUUAAUUAUUUUCCGCUUCGUUUUCUAACAUUCCAAAAAAAUAGAUCAACUAUAGAGUCAAAAAUCGUUUCGUAGAUCAAAAUCGAAGUAAGUCGCGCGUGUGUUUCUAUUCGCGUAAAGAUAAACCGUGUUGCAAGUGACGAGUGAAAGGAAGGCUGAGUACGCGUCGUAUGCGAAGGGUGGAACCAGCUACCGAAAGACGAGUCCAAAGAUGGAACGCGAGUACGUCUCCAUCGUCCCUAGCGGAGCAUUUCACACGGGAACAUUGCGCGAAGCUGCCAUCUCGUCGGAAGUAGUCACCCCCAGAAGGUGCAUUUCAACAAAUCGAAAUUGGAUGCCUUAUGAGCGGGUGCAGAGUAAGGCGGGAACCUUACAUCGUCGCAAACUCAUCACGUCGGAAGUAGCCACUUUGAGGAGCAUCUCUGAAGCAGGAGACACGAGUCCUCACAAACAGGUGCAAAGUAAGGCGGGUGAGUUACAUAGACACGGAACGCAAAGAUCACUGGUCGGGACGGAAGGGAUGAGAUCUACGUACGAAAGACGACGACAGAAGAGAUAUCUGCGUCAGCGCAAGCUGCGGAAAGUCGAUGAUGAAAACGUUCAUAACAGUUUCGCGGACCGAGGCACACCGGUAGAAUUCGAAACAGAAUUAGAAUUGUGGCUUCGCGGCAUAAAGCAUCAUUCGAGGCAGACCACAGCAAAGCAAAAUGGCCUUUCGUCGACCGAGGGUCAUGAACUUCCUGAUGAUGACACGCACACUACCCAGAGCUGUGCAACACAACACAGCCAAACGAUGUCGGCCUGCACAAUACACAUGCAGCAUCUUAGAGAAGCGAACACUCUAGGAAGUGCGAUUCAUCUGGAGAACGCAACACAAUCGCAACACAUGUUGCACACCGAUUAUGCCACUGACCACGAAUGUGAAAUUCGGAACGUGACACGCUCGAGGUAUAACUCACACCGGAGAAAAAAAGCACAUUCCGCACACGUAUCACGCACGAGGAAAAAUAAGCACCAGUCUCCGGUACACUUGAAAUGCACUUAACACUCAAGGCUCCCCACACAGUCUUUACAAAUGGCUAGCAUCGGGGACGGGUGUAUGACGAUGAUGUCUCGACCAAUAUGCUUUUAUUGGAUGAAAACAAGGACAAUCUUAUCGAAGGUGUUGAUCGAUGGACGUUUGAGCUGGUUGAUGGUCUGCUUAGUGAUACCGGCUUGGCUACCAUCCCGGUGCAAUCCGGUGGCACAAAGGAACUUAUUCCUCAACAGAAGAAGCUACAUUAGAUCGAGCAGUAUAGCAGUGAAUUCAGAGGCGAGCCAGCUACUUCGGAUUCAGUCCCAAAUUUAGCAGCUUGUACAAGCGAAGCAGGCGAAGCGGCGCAUCCGGCUUACUGUAACGCAACGGAUCCGCAAAUGGUUCAAUCAGAGCAGGUAGCGAGCGAUGUUAUUUUAGCUUCUGUGCUAGUAUGUGUCGUCUCUGGAGGAAGCUCGGAAUUCCUGCAUGUGGACCGGAGCCAACAAACGCAAACAUGAAAUGAUAAGAAGCUCCAGUCCACCCCAUGGUAUGAAAUGUUGUUAAAUCUAAAACUAAAAUAAUUUCGUUUUAGCUGUAGCAGUGAGUGGAAGGUACAUAUACUUAACUAAGCCGGACGAACAAUAACGCCUAGCGGGGAGGAAAUGACAGCGGCGGUGUGAUUUAGGGUUAUCAACGAUGCACCGUCUACCAAUAAAAGCACAAUAUACGCGUGUAUUUUGUGAAAACGUUGAGGUGAAAACAAUCGGAUCUGAAAAACCACAUGUAAUCGGCGAAUGACAACAACACACGCGAACGUAAUAUGACAGGUCCACAAAGGAAGUGAGGCGACAGUUGAAGUGAAACGCCAGGUAGAAUCAACUGUGCCACACUUGGGGGGACAUUGUUGGAACCUUACAACAGCAUGAUAGAAGGGUUCCAACGAACUGUCGACUUUAGCGUUAGGAAUUGUUUAGGAGAAAAAGAGAUAGGAAAAAAGGGAGAAAAAGCUAGGUGAAAAA